Messenger RNA from Xenopus tropicalis (tropical clawed frog), 1472 nucleotides. It is a transcript of the gene anxa1.3, whose product is annotated as annexin A1 gene 3. Gene Ontology annotation, cellular component: basement membrane. Gene Ontology annotation, molecular function: calcium-dependent phospholipid binding; calcium ion binding. The record is from RefSeq and is marked provisional. NCBI's taxonomy places the organism in Eukaryota, Metazoa, Chordata, Amphibia, Anura, Pipidae.
CAAGCAAGUACCUGUUGGAUACAAGAGACAUGGACCAGCAGUCAAACACUUCGAUAGUUCAUCAGAUGCUACAAGUGUGCCAGCAAACACAAAUCAGCAGUACUCAACAGCAGCAGCAACAGUCUGGAGGUUCUGGAGCAAAACCACACCCACCACUCCCAAAAUAUGAUGCUUCGGAUGAUGUCCGUGCACUGGAAAAAGCCUUGAAACCUAAAGAGGUUGAUGAAGGUACCAUAAUUGAUAUACUUACGAAAAGGAAUAAUGACCAACGCCAAGAAAUUAAGGCUGCCUAUGAAAAGGUCACUAAAAAGCCUUUGGCUGAAGCACUAAAAGCUGCUCUGUCUGGUGAUCUUGAAGAGAUUUUACUGGCUAUGUUAAAAACUCCACCUCAAUUUGAUGCUGAUGAGAUGAAACAGGCCACAAAGGGUCUUGGGACUGAUGAAGAUUGCAUCAUUGAGAUUAUGGCUUCCAGAACAAAUCAGCAGAUCAAGAAAAUGCAGGAAGCUUAUGAAAAAGAGUAUAAAACUUCUCUUGAGAAAGAUAUUAAAGCAGACACAUCAGGGGAUUUUCAGAAGGCUUUGCUUAUGCUGUUGAAGGCUGAGAGGAAUGAAGAUUCUUAUGUAAAUGAAGACCUUGCUGAAGCAGAUGCUAAGGCAUUAUAUGAAGCUGGAGAAAAAAUUAAAAAGGCAGAUGUUUCUAUAUUUAUUGACAUUUUUUGCUCACGGAGUUCCUCUCACUUGAAAAGAGUGGCCCAAAAAUAUGUCAAAUACAGCAGCCACAACUUGAAUGAAGCACUGGAUCUGGAGAUGAAGGGUGACAUUGAGAGUCUUAUGAUUGCCAUUUUGAAAUGUGCUGUGAACACCCCAAAGUACUUUGCUGAAAAACUGAAUUUAGCAAUGAAGGGUCCUGGAGUGCGUGAGAAAGCACUGAACAGAAUUAUGGUAUCUCGUGCAGAAAAAGACAUGAAAGAGAUCAAAGCUGAGUAUAAGACACUCUAUGAUAUAUCACUCCGCAAGGCCUUAAUGGAUGAAACAAAGGGUGAUUAUCAAACUGUUCUUAUCGCACUAUGUGGACAUGAUUAGAAGAUUUCAGAUCUCACCCAGGAAUGAUCUCAUCCAGGAAUGAAAGAAUACCAAUAUUAUGAAGAAAUUGAUUAAAAAGAAAUUAUUUUCCAAUACCUUUCCAAAUUAAAAAGUUUUUUUAAACCAAACAAAAAUUUUGAUUUUUCCCUUACAAAAAAGGUAGACUAUCAUUUCUCAUUUCUGUUGGUCACUUUCUAUAAAUAUAAACAUAUACGGGAGAUUUGUAAUAUUCUGAUUUGUGAAUUUAUACUCUAUCCAUAUUGCCUGCAUUUGUUUCCUUUCCCAGCUACUUUUUCUCUUUUUUUUUUCCUCUCUUUCUUUUGGGAUAUUUGUAUAAAUAUUUGAAAAUGAUAGAUAAAUCAAUAAUAAAAAAAAUAUUAAUAUUCUCUA